AUGGCUCAACGACAAACUUUUUCGCAGAAAUACCACUGUCUGCAGUCCAAGCAGCAGGUUUCUUCUUCAAGUUCAAUCCGAAACUUGAACCUUUUUCUCGAUGGCAAGGGGAUUCUACGGGCCUGUGGGCGUCUGAGGGCGUCCCACUCGCUGCGUUAUGAUGAGAGUCAUCCAAUCAUACUCUCGUACUCCUCGUCCUUUGCACGACUAUUGGUUCGUUUCACCCAUAGUAUAUCCUUACAUGGGGGUAACCAAGUCGUCAUGCGGCUGAUCCGUUCCAGAUUCUGGAUUUCAAAACUGAAGGUCCUCGUGAAAUCCACCAUCAACUCUUGCAAGGUUUGCGUGAUCUAUAAGAAGAGAUUGCAGACCCAACUGAUGGGGGACUUGCCCAAGGAAAGGGCGUCCUACUCGAGACCAUUCACGCACACUGGAGUUGACUUCGCCGGUCCAUUCGAACACGAAGGCGAUCCACUUGGAGGCGACAUCGGAUCUCACGACGGAGAAAUGGCCGCAUUCUGCCGUUUCAUCGCACAGCGCGGUUGUCCACACCAAAUGCACUCGGACAACGGGAAAACAUUCGUUGGAGCUGACAAGGUGAUCUCCACCGACUUUUUGGAAGCGACGAGGGAGUGCAUCAUCGCACAACAUGGUCACAAAAGCCUAUCCUGGCACUUCAACCCGCCGGGCGCCCCACAUAUGGGUGGAUUAUGGGAAGCCGGCGUAAAGAGUUUUAAGGCACUCUUUUACAAGGCGACCUCCACCACAAGGUAUACGUUUGAAGGGCUAAGAUCGAAGCCUGCCUGA
This is a messenger RNA of Drosophila albomicans, 804 nucleotides long. RefSeq lists its product as uncharacterized. NCBI's taxonomy places the organism in Eukaryota, Metazoa, Arthropoda, Insecta, Diptera, Drosophilidae. The transcript has 2 exons. Bases 1 to 804 code for a protein of 267 amino acids. Gene Ontology annotation, molecular function: nucleic acid binding. The record is from RefSeq and is a predicted model, not a curated record.